AUGUCCUCCAUUCUCUCCUCCCACGGCUUCCUGCACCAGCCGACUUGGAGUUGCGCCGCCAAGCACCUCGACGACUGGCCGGUCGGUGAAAUGGACUCCUGCCUCCGUUUCUCUCUUUGGCCGGGCGAGCCGCCUGUCUCGCUCUCCCUCAACCCCCCUACCCCAACAACAACAACCACCACCACCACCACCACCAUUACCAACAACAACAACAACAACAACAACAACAACACGGGCAUCGGCAGUGACAGUUUCACCUUCGACAGUGGUGUUGCCGAUUGCCUGAGCACGGCUGUUCAAGGCGAAGUGGCGUUCACGAGCGCAACGCCAUUGGCCAAUCCGGCCGUGGGUGCCGGCUUCGGCGCGCAGGCGGUUGACGAGGUGGGUCCGCUGACCGGGCGGCCCGACUGCCUGGCCUGGCGUCCGGGUCCGCACGAAGCCAGCUCGCCCGUGGCAGGCUCGGGGCUGACGCAACUCGCCGAGGCCGCGCCCCCGGCGGGUCUCUUCUGUUGCCCCGGCAACAUGGCCGGAGACGUCGGCGGCAGCAGCAGCAGCAGCAGCGGCUUCACCUCUUUCAGUCCGCCCUCGGGACUGUCGCCUCAGUCGCCGCCGAAUGUCUUCGAGUUGCCCGCUCCCUUGUUCCCCUCGCCGGCCCUGCACGAGGGCCUGGGCUCCAGGCGGCUGCAGCCCCAAGUGCCAGUCAGCUCGCAGUCCCUCUUACCUCCCGGUCAGUAUGUCCGUCCAUUCUGCUUUUUCUCUUCUUUCUCUUCUCUCUUCUCUCUUCCAUUCACCUAUCUCCCUUGCUUUUCUAACCUCUCUCUUUGUUACCGUCUUUCCUUUACUCUUUUUUUUGAUUCGCAUAUCUCUCCUUUUAACUCGAUUUGUUCUCUUUUAUUCUUUCAUCUCUGUUCUAUUCUCUCCCACUCUCCAAUUCCUCUUUUAUUAUCUUCUUUUAUCUCUCAUUGUUCUCUUCUCUCCCAUUCUCCAAUUCCUCUUCUCUUCUUUUAUCUCUCUCAUUGUUCUCUUCUCUCUCACUCUCCAAUUCAUCUUCUCUUAUCUUCUCUUCUUUCAUCUCUGUUCUCUUCUCUUUCACUCUCCAAUUCCUCUUCCCUUCUUUUAUUUCUCAUUUUUCUCUUUUCUCUCACUUUCCAAUUCCUCUUCUCUUCUUUUAUCUUUCAUUUUUCUCUUCUCUCCCACUCUCCGAUUCCUCUUUUCUUAUCUUCUUUUAUCUCUCAUUGUUCUCUUCUUUCCCAUUCUCCAAUUCCUCUUUUCUUUUCUUUUAUCUCUCAUUUUUCUCUUCUUUCCCAUUCUCCAAUUCCUCUUUUCUUUUUUUUAUCUCUCAUUUUUCUCUUCUCUCCAACUCUCCAACUCCUCUUU
This is a messenger RNA of Protopolystoma xenopodis, 1377 nucleotides long. Lineage: Eukaryota; Metazoa; Platyhelminthes; Monogenea; Polystomatidea; Polystomatidae. The record is from the annotation of a GenBank genome assembly.